Molecule: messenger RNA, 3157 nt
Organism: Lactuca saligna
Lineage: Eukaryota; Viridiplantae; Streptophyta; Magnoliopsida; Asterales; Asteraceae
Source: the annotation of a GenBank genome assembly
AUUGGAUUUUACAAAUUUACCCCUUAGAAUUUCUUACAGCGACUAACGAGUUUUUACUCCUCUUCGAGCUCGGACUCCAUGAACAGAUCUUAACAAAACCUUCAAAUUUCAUGAACCUGAGAUGCAUAGAAUUUUCUCCAUCGAAUCGGAUACAGCGAAAGACAUUUUUGAAAUUUCAAUGUUCUUGCGAUAGAUUGAUUAGAGUCAAAUGGACGUGGAGAAAUCAUCGCUGUGUAAUUGCGUGGUAAACUUCUUAUUGGAGGAGAAUUACUUGUUAUCAGCGUUUGAGCUGCUGCACGAGCUCCUCGAUGAUGGACGCGAUGAUCAAGCUAUUCGCCUCAAGGAAUUCUUUGCUGAUCCCAUUCAGUUUCCACCAGAUCAGAUCUCACGGUUUAAUUCUCUUCGAGUUGCCGACCCACAGAGUCUACUGGAGGAAAAAGAAGCACUAGAGGAGAAACUAGCAAUCAGAGACUAUGAGAAUCGUUUGGCUCAAGAAGACAUUUUGAAGCUCAAAACUGAGUUGCAAAAGAAAUCUGAGUCCAAACAAGAUGAACCAAGUGAUGCUAAAGCAAAAAACGGGUCAAGUAUUCAACAAAGUGGGGAGACAAAAUUCUCUGAUUUGGGUCCUUUAAAGGCAGAAGAACGUCAUGACCUAAACUGUGCUGUAAAGGAAUAUUUGCUCUUAGCAGGAUAUCGUUUAACUGCCAUGACCUUUUAUGAAGAGGUUACUGAUCAGAAUCUAGAUGAUUGGGAGAAUUCAUCUGCAUCUGUGCCAGAUGCUUUGCGCCAUUACUAUUAUCAGUAUCUUUCUUCCACUACAGAAGCAGCUGAGGAGAAGCUUUCCAUGCAAAAAGAGAACGAAUCAUUGGUGAAAGAAAACGAGAAGCUGAAACAUGAAAAACAGACCUUAUUAAGAAGCAGAGAUUUAGUUGAUUCACAAAUAGCAACACUAAAAAAGUCACUAGAGACUUUGCAGAAGGAUAUCAAGGAGAAAGAUAAUCAGGUUCAAGAUGUAAAGCACUCACUGGAACAAAGAAGAAAAGAAAUAACUGUCUACAAGGCUGAAAUAACCUCACUUCAAAAGCAAACUGAAGCAGCUCAAUCAGAACAUGUGCCACCUGGCGAUGUAGAAGAUGAAGAAAGCUACAAGGAACAAAUACAAUCUCUACAACAGGAGAUUGAAAGACUACAUGCUACAAAAUCUGGUGACACCACACCUGUAAAAAAUGUUGAAGAAAUAACCGAUAGGAAAGAUGAAGUCAUAAAAUUAUGUGAAAACGACAUGAUAUCAUCUUCAACCAACGUGAGAGAUCAAAACACUGCUGAUAAACAUGAGGAAUUUUCUAAAUCAGAUGAUAGAGAUGUGGCUAAGGAUCUCCUUAAAGACAAUAUGCAAGUCAAAACUGAUAAUGGGUUGACUCCAGAGUCAAACACUCCUGUUCAACAUGAUUCUAAAAAGGGUCCUGGAACUAUUCAGAUUCUUUCAGAUGCAUUGCCUAAAAUCGUUCCUUAUGUGCUAAUCAAUCAUCGAGAGGAGCUUCUUCCCUUGAUGAUGUGUGCAAUUGAGAGACACCCAGAUAGCAACACAAGGGAUUCCUUGACACACACAUUGUUUAACUUGAUUAAACGCCCAGAUGAACAACAAAGGCGAAUUAUUAUGGAUGCCUGUGUCACACUUGCUAGGAAUGUUGGAGAGAUGCGAACAGAAACAGAGUUGCUUCCCCAAUGUUGGGAGCAAAUUAGUCACAUGUAUGAGGAACGCAGGCUGCUUGUAGCUCAAUCAUGUGGGGAGCUUGCAGGAUUUGUGAGGCCAGAGAUUAGAGACUCCCUCAUCCUAUCUAUUGUGCAACAGCUCAUAGAGGAUUCCGCCACUGUAGUUCCAUCAGCCUCAGCCUCACUAAAUAUGAUUCCAGAGGCUAUCAAUGGAGAAACAAAGCUUUCCAUUUCCUACAAUGUGGAGGAAAUGAUGUUCCAUUUAGUUUGUGAUCCAUCGGGAGCAGUUGUGGAUACAACUAUUAAAGAGCUAGUUCCUGCUGUGCUCAUGUGGGGUAACAAAUUGGAUCAUAUUUUACGAGUUUUGAUUUCUCACAUGUUGAGCUCUGUAGAGUGUUGUCCACCUGUUUCAGGGGUUGAAGAUUCUGUAGAGUCACACUUCCAUGUUUUAGGUGAAAGAGAACGAUGGACUGUUGAUGUGUUACUUCGGUUACUGAUGCAAUUGCUUCCAAUUGUACACCAAAUAGCUAUCGACACUUGUUCAUAUGAGUCUUUUUCAGAGUCUACAGGAACAUUUUUUUCACUUCAAUUGCUUCAAAAGUAUGCAGAGGGACGUUUAGAUUGGCCUACAUUUGAGUGGCUUCAUGAUGAUUGCUUUCCCAGUCUGAUUCAGAUUCUCUCUCUCUUACCACAAAAGGAAGAUAGUUUAAGAAAACGCAUCUCAAGUUUUUUACUAGCAGUUUCCACAAGAUUUGGGGAGGAUUAUUUAACACAUAUAAUCCUUCCUCUAUUCUUAGUGGCUGUUGGCGAUAAUGCUGACUUGUCAUGCUUCCGCUCCACAUCCCAACCUAAAAUUAAAGCUCUAAGACCAAUAAUUGCUAUGGAUGCAAGAAUUGCCACCUUGUGUGUCCUACCAGUUCUAUUAGCAGGUGUCCUCGGAUUCCCUAACAAACAUGAACUAUUAACUGAAUACUUAAGGAAUCUGUUGAUCCAAAGCGCUGACAAGACAACCCAGUCAGCAAUCCACAGUGCUGACGUGUACAACUCUGUCCGUUUCCUUUGCUUGUUUGAAGAACACCAUAAUCUGGUUUUCAAUAUCUUAUGGGAGAUGGUUGUGAGCUCCAACAUGGAUUUGAAAAUUAACGCUGCUAAGCUUCUGAAAGUGAUUGUGCCUUAUAUUGAUGCUAAAGUUGCUUCAUCACAUGUUUUGCCUGCUCUUGUGACUUUGGGCUCUGAACCAAACUUACAUGUGUUGUAUGCAAGCAUCGAUGCGUUUGGAACUGUAGCUCAAAACUUCAAAAAUGAUGUUAUUGUUGACAAAAUACGUGUUCAAAUGGACGCUUUUCUUGAAGAUGGAUCUCAUGAAGCUACAAUUGCUGUUAUUCGUGCAUUAGUAGUUGCUGUUCCACACACAACCGAGAGCCUAAAAGAUUAUAUCCUUUAA